AUAUGAGACAUUGAGGAAAAGGAGUCAGUGUGAUGACAAUGAGAUCUAUCUGGGUGAAACGUCUAUUCGUUUUAUUGGGAUGUAUAUUAUUCCUCAGCUAUUUAUCUGUGAUUUGGAGGAAUGCAUCCGAAAAUAAUACACUGGAUACUAAGGAAGACAAAACUAUUGAAAUUGUGAAGAGAUUUUCGGAUUUGGAUAGAAGCAUCAACCAAAUAUACUUUUCAUUCAAAAACUUUGAACAAAAGCAGAAUGCUAUUGUGAAAAUACUAAUGGACGAAAGAGAGACAUUUAAGGACCAGAAGAUUGUGCCAGCACCCACCAAAUUGAAGCCAGAGCAGAGAAUCCGCAAUGAAAAAAAGCCCCUGCAUGAGGAGAAAAAGGCUUCCAAACUGUACCCCAAAUCUCCAUUGUUUAAGAACUGGGGGGAGAAUCUCUCAGAAGAGGACCAGAAGGAGGCACAGGCUUUGUUUGAGAAAUAUGGCUACAACGUUUUCCUCAGUGAUCGCCUGCCUCUCAACAGAGUGCUCCCUGACACACGUCCACCAAAAUGUGGGCAGAAGAAAUACCCCAAGGAACUUCCCAGUAUUGCUGUGGUUCUGAUCUACCUAGACGAGGCCCUGUCUAUCAUUAAGAGAGCCAUGCGCAGCAUCGUCGACCGAACCCCUGAGCACCUACUGAGAGAGAUCAUUCUGGUGGACGACAACAGCUCCAACGAUGAUCUGAAGGAGGAUCUGGAUAUCUAUGUGAAAUCCAUCGAGGCACAGAAUCCCGGGCUUCGCGUGGUCAAAGUCAAACAUACUGAAUCUCUGGGUUUAUCUCAAGCUCGCAUCUCUGGGUUUAGAGCUGCUACUGCGGAUGUGGUUGCUAUUCUAGAUGCUCACAUCGAGGUUCACAUUGAGUGGGCGGAGCCUCUUCUGACUCGUAUCAAAGAAAACAGGACGGUGGUGGUGUCCCCUGUGUUUGACAGGGUGAACUACUAUGACCUGGAUGUUGUCCAAUACCAACCAGCAGCCCAUGCUUUUGACUGGGCUCUGUGGUGUAUGUAUGAGUCCUUCAGACCUGAGUGGUACCAUCUCAAUGACACAUCACUGCCAGGAAAGAGUCCCUCUGUCAUGGGAAUCUUGGUGGCGGACAGGAAAUUCCUGGGAGAAAUUGGAGGCCUCGACAGUGGAAUGAAAGUGUAUGGAGGGGAAAAUGUUGAGCUUGGUGUGAGGGUAUGGCUGUGUGGGGGCAGUAUAGAGAUUAUCCCUUGUUCUAAAAUUGCCCACAUUGAGAGGAGCCACAAGCCUUACAUGCCUGACCUGAGCAUGGCAAUGAAGAGGAACGCGCUGAGGGCAGCAGAGAUCUGGAUGGAUGAGUACAAAACUAAUGUAAAUCUCGCCUGGAACAUUCCCAUGAAGGAUCAUGGAAUUGAUAUUGGUGAUGUGUCUGAGAGAAAGAUGCUCAGAGAAAAAUUGAAAUGCAAGCCCUUUAAGUGGUACCUGGACAAUGUGUAUCCUCAGUUGGCACCAUGGGACAACAUACUUGGCUAUGGAGGGAUGAAGAACUUGGAUGCAAAAAUGUGUAUUGACCAAGGGCCUGUUCCAGGUCAUACACCCAUAGCAUAUGAGUGCUACUACUAUGGCCCACAGCACACAUACUACACCAGUAAUGGUGAGCUUUACAUUGGUGGCAUCAAGUCCCACAAGUAUAAUGACAACAGAUGUUUGGCUGACAGUGGGGAAGACAGUGUUCCUGAUCUUUACAACUGUAAGGAGGCUGUGAAGAAGGGCAUGGGCAUUCUCUGGUCCUUUACACAGGGAAAAGAAUUCAAGAACAAACAAACAAACAGAUGUUUAGAAGUAAAGGAACGCAAACUUGUGAUCCAGAGCUGCACUGGCCAGACAUGGGAAAUACAAAAUAUCAUCAAGUCCUUCUAA
Messenger RNA from Esox lucius (northern pike), 1919 nucleotides. Its product is annotated as probable polypeptide N-acetylgalactosaminyltransferase 8. Lineage: Eukaryota; Metazoa; Chordata; Actinopteri; Esociformes; Esocidae. Gene Ontology annotation, cellular component: Golgi apparatus. The record is from RefSeq and is a predicted model, not a curated record. Bases 33 to 1919 code for a protein of 628 amino acids. The transcript has 11 exons.